Exserohilum turcica Et28A is the source of this 1111-nucleotide messenger RNA. RefSeq lists its product as uncharacterized. NCBI's taxonomy places the organism in Eukaryota, Fungi, Ascomycota, Dothideomycetes, Pleosporales, Pleosporaceae. The record is from RefSeq and is a predicted model, not a curated record. The transcript has 2 exons. Bases 124 to 894 code for a protein of 256 amino acids.
GCCCUCUCCCACGGACCCACCGUACACCCGGUCUGGCCCCUCUGCAUCCGUCUCUCCCCCUGUCGGUACCCAGCGCGCCUCGAUAUACUCGCCACCCCAACACCCGCGCAGAGAACAAGCAACAUGCUCAACUCGCUGGGCACCAAGCUCGCCCUUCGCAAGGCCGGAUUAGGCAAUGUCUCGCUUCCCAAGACGGACAGCUUCUUUGGCAGCAAUAAUCCCAGCUCAAAGAAGGGAAAUGCCGCUGCCGAUGACGCCGCCGCCGGCUUUGCAAACCCCUUUGCAAACGUACAAUGGGGCGUCCCCAAAGCGCUGCAAUCAUGGCAGACGCCGCCUCCGCCACAGAACCCCGUCCGCAAGCCCCCGCAAAUAGGAGAUCGCGCGCAGUCACAUGCCAAGUUGCCCUUUCCCGAUGCCAGUGGUCGGCCGACGAUACUCUUGUUUCUGAGAUUCUGUGGUUGUCCUUUUGCUGAAAAACUGCUCCUCCGCCUCCGCACCCUCGCAAACCGCUACCCCUCGAUCCGCUUCAUCGCCAUCUCGCAUUGUACGCCCGACGCCACGCGCAAAUGGGUCAACCAGCUCGGCGGCGCCUGGAACGUCGAUAUGGUUGUUGACUCGGACCGCAAUCUGUAUGCCCUAUGGGGUCUCGGCAUAUCGACCUGGGCCCACGUGUUGCAUCCCCGCAAUGGCUACAAUCAGGUCAUGUUGCGCAGGAACGAGGGUGUCUGGGGCCACGAGGUCGGCGAGGGCGCAUGUCGCUGGCAGUUGGGCGGCGCCUACGCGAUUGAUGGGCGGGGUGUGGUGACGUGGGGUGGGCCCAUGGAGUCUGUGGAUGAGGAGAUUAGGUUUGAGGAUGGGGUUAAGACGCUGGGAUUCGGCGAUACAAGGAUAUGAGGUUUGGGUUUGGGUCUUGUACGAUAUUUGUUUGCGCAUUUGAGCAUAGCAUGUCAUGCGGUGGUAUCUUUAGUCACUGUUGUUACUAUAUUAGAGAAAAAUAGACUAUACAUGUGAUACUUGGGCAGAUGGACAUGGGAGGUACAAAGACUGGCUAGCGACCUUAUACUGGCACACUAACUAUCUUAUCAGGUCAUGUGUAGGUGUAGGUGUAGGG